Dromaius novaehollandiae (emu) is the source of this 2840-nucleotide messenger RNA. RefSeq names its product catenin beta interacting protein 1 (gene CTNNBIP1). The transcript is spliced from 5 exons. Gene Ontology annotation, biological process: negative regulation of Wnt signaling pathway. NCBI's taxonomy places the organism in Eukaryota, Metazoa, Chordata, Aves, Casuariiformes, Dromaiidae. The record is from RefSeq and is a predicted model, not a curated record. Gene Ontology annotation, molecular function: beta-catenin binding. Gene Ontology annotation, cellular component: nucleus; beta-catenin destruction complex; cytosol. Bases 333 to 578 code for a protein of 81 amino acids.
GUCCCUCCCCCGGAGCCGCCCAGGCGCCUCCCUCCCUGCCUGCCUGCCUGCCUGCCUGGGCCGCCGCCGCGGUGAGUCACGACGGAGGAGGCGGCCGCACCGCCCGGCUCCGCUGCGCCCCGCUCGGCCCGGCGCCUCUCGGCCCGGCUCCGCUCGGCACCGCCGCCCGCCCGCGCUGAGCGCCCGCCGCCGCCCGGGGCCCGCGGCCCCUCGCAGGGCAGUUUCCUCAUACUUUUUUUCCAGCUCUGAUCAUUAAUCUGGACUGAACACUUGGAUUAUCUGAUCUUGUGUGGUUUUUAGAAGCAGGAAGUCCAGGAGCUGGCAGGAGGGGAAUGAACCGUGAGGGUGUCCCCGGAAAGAGUCCGGAGGAGAUGUAUAUUCAGCAGAAAGUGAGAGUCCUACUCAUGCUGAGGAAGAUGGGAUCAAAUCUGACUGCUAGUGAAGAGGAGUUCUUGCGCACAUAUGCGGGUGUAGUGAAUAGCCAACUUAGCCAGCUUCCUCAGCACUCAAUUGAUCAGGGUGCUGAGGAUGUUGUGAUGGCAUUUUCCAGAUCAGAGACAGAAGAUAGAAGACAGUAACUACAGGGUACCUGAACAACACAGAACUGGAGAGGACAGUGAGAUUCCUGAAGAUAAAGGAGGAUGGCUGAGCAUUAAUAAGUUCCUCUGCCCACCCUAGUUUUUCCAUAGUAGUCCUUUUCUUUUUUUAGUUAUGCUUCCCUUUGCCCAACCCUCAGAAUGCAUCUCUCAGCCAUCUGUUCCUAUACGUUGUUGCUACUCAGCUGGGCUGUGUUAAUUAAGGACAAACCUAAAGAUGUAUUUUUGAUUGGCUCAAAGGGACAGACUGUUAUUGGCUAAAGGAAGACAAUUUUUUAAACUUGACCAAUGGAAACCUUUUAUUUCUCAUUUUAUUUCGUAUUUUAAAAUAAGUCUCUUGACAUCCUACUUCUAGAGAAGCUUUUCAUGCUGUGGUGCUUAUUUAGGUCAGACGUGUGAAUUUGAAGAGAGCUUGAUUGGCUGCAUAGAACUGGAAGCAAGUUGCGAUUGGCUGACAAUGCAAAUGCUUUCUCCUCAGUUGGCUUGCAGGUAUUUUGCUGACAUCAACAUUUUCAUUGCAAAAAGCUGAUGUUUUGGUGCGUUGGUUAUUACUUUAUACUUAUUGACUUGGAAAAAGACAAAUGUGCUUUGCAGUAUUUAUUACAUCUAUGCACACAUAUACAUGCUUGCUUUGGGAGUUUGUUUUGGUUUUGUUUGGCUUUGAAAUCAUGUUUUUAAUUUCCUGUUGGCUGCAGUGUUUCCAGUGCAAUCAUUUUUUUCCAUACUCAUCUGCUCUGUGGCCUCAAGCUCUUUUGGGAGCGUGUGUUGAAAGCCUAUUUACUUCAAUAAGUCUACCUGUUUCAGCUGGAACUUGGAGAUCACUAGCCCUUCUGUGCUUCUCUGUGGGCUGUACUAUGAACUCCUGGAAAAUCUGGUCAUUCAGGUGGCUUCUCUCUUUGCUUCUGACAGGGGAGCUGUAGAUAUUUUGCAGGAAUUGCAAGAAUGAGAUCUAUGGCUAUGACAUGAAUUUGCCAAAUUUGUAUAGAGAAUAUGUGAACUGCUUCAAAUACUACAUAUAGUUCCACUUUAACCCUUUAAUUGCUGCAUAAGACUUAGCUCUCAUAUAAGGGAAAAUUAAUAACCAUUAGCUUAAAUUCAAGUUUCACUGGGCUUUAAUAAACUAAGUUCCUAAUCACUUGAAAAAUUAUAUGUGGUUUGGCUCCCUGCAACAGUUCAGUGAGAUGGAAUUUAUCUUGAUCCUAAGAUAAUACCAUUUUCUUUAGGCACUGGUCCAAGAGAGGCAGUAGCACUGCACUAAGCUGUCCAAUCGCAAGUGUACCAGUGACACUUUCAGGUUUAUUCUGGUAGUAAUUGCAGGCCCUUAAAACACAUGUAAGCAUUUACAGACUAAAGAACCUGUGGUGAAACUUCAGGAAGUGCACUGACUGUUCCUGAAUCUGCACACAAAAUAUCAGAAGCCUGAAGUUUCUAGCACUGCUGCCUAAAGCCUAGCACCUCAUUUUCUUUAGUAUGUGCAGGUCAUUUUUACAAUACUUCUAGAUUUUCCUGUGAGUUGCACUGAUUUUAAGAUGUUUCAAAACCUAUUCAAGCAGAACUCCAUUCACCUGUUCCUGGUUCCUUUUAUAUGGUUGUUAAUUUUUUGGAGUAAUAAUUCUGGAAUCUGACUGUGACAACAUGACCAUUUUCAUGGCAAGAAGUUAUGACGAGAAGAUGCUGUCAUGGUCUCAAAGUGGGGAAGAGCUUGAAAGAAACCAAUGGAAUGUAUGCAAGAGAAAGAAGGGACUUGUGAACACGGGGAGGGAAAUUUAUCUUGAACAAGUAAAUAUUGUGUGAUGAGAACAACUGUACAUCUAUUUAUGAAAAAGAUCCUUUUGAUUCAGUUGCAACUUUGUAAAGUUUCAAUGUGAAAAUUAAUCUUUUACCCCUGUUUAUUGGGGCUGGGUGAGAAAUUUCUUUAUUAAAAUGAAACCAGGAAUUAGCCCAAAUGAUCUUUUAAAUUUUGACCUGGUUGCCUAAGAGGCACUUUAAUUUUAACUUUGGUGCAAAGAGGCAGCCCUUAAAGGGUUAAUUUAAGGGGGUACGUGUGUUUCUGGUUGCUGGAUGGAAUGAAUGGGCUGGCUUGUGGUGGCCUGUCAUUGUCAAGCUAACAUGCAUCCUCCCUGUGUAUCUAUGACAUUUCUGAGCUGUUAAAUCUUUUUAAGGAGAAAAGUGAAGUGUUUAUGUGGUUUAAUCUUUUCACUGAAAAUGUAACUGUUGGGGGGGAAAUACAGUUUUUAAUAGCUA